Messenger RNA from Mytilus trossulus (common blue mussel), 1742 nucleotides. RefSeq lists its product as uncharacterized. The record is from RefSeq and is a predicted model, not a curated record. The transcript has 8 exons. NCBI's taxonomy places the organism in Eukaryota, Metazoa, Mollusca, Bivalvia, Mytilida, Mytilidae. Bases 42 to 1742 code for a protein of 566 amino acids.
AUUUGAUAUUUGCAUGAAAAAAACAAAAAACAAUAUACAGCAUGGUUCUAGACGAUAGUAUUUAUGCUACAGUUAUUGAUGCAAAUGAAAUACAGCCAGGAAAUACAAGAACAGACAGAGAGAUAUCAGAAGAUGAAAAAAGGAAAAACGUACCAGACAAUAUUUCAAAUUCUCCUGGUGAAGUAACUGGUAGAAAUCUCUUACAAUCAUGUGCAAGCACAUCGAAACAUUUAGAUUACGAAAGUGAAUCAGAUGACGAAACAUAUUUCGAUUGCAAGGAUGAGACGCCUGUGAAUACGGUAGAUAAAUAUACUGAAUUGACAAAAGAAUCAGACGAAAAUGAAAAUGAACUGGUGUUUUACAAAAGAAAAGUUUCCACGUUGAAAGGUGACGAUGAUAUACAUGAACAAGAUCACAAUUCUGACAGCGAUUUUUUAUAUGAAAUAGACAGCAAUACGGAAUUAAUCAAAGAACAAAAUGAAGAUAUUAACAGUUCAGAUAUAAUUUGUCUAGAAUCUACCACCACAGAACAUCUAAAUGAUGAAGUACAAAGAAGUAAAGGUACAGACGCUGACAAAUACGACACAAUAUUUGAUCUGCAACAUUUUGAGACAAGACAUAUCUCUGUUGGAUAUGUCCUUGACGUAACAGACCUAGAAACGUCAGGAAAAUCUAACCCUUCUAAAUAUUAUACCGACACAAAGGCGAAUAAUGAAAUCCACGCAGAGUACAGCAAAGACAAUACUGUUGAUAUACAAGAAAAAGAACACGGUUCUGAUUUUAGUUGCAUGGUUGCUAAAAAAGCUGUUGAUGAUUAUCCAAAAAAAAAAGAGGCUGAAAAUGCAGUAGAUGAAAAUCAAGAAAAAAAGCCUGAUAUAUAUUGUGAAAAUGCAGUCAGCGAAAGUGAAGGGAAAGAUAAUGGACAUGUUGAUAAUAAUGCGGCUUAUAAAAUCCGACGAAAGGCUGCGAAUAUUUUUAAAGAAAGUUGUGAAAAUCUAGUGGAAGAAGAUACUAUUGUUUGUGAAAUACACGUUGUAAUUCAAGAUGAUAAUUAUGAUUGUGAAAUGGUCGUUGGUGGAAUUCUACCUGAAGCUGAUGCUAUUGUUGGUAAACGAGAAGAUGUUGAGAUAUCCGAAAAUGAUGAUGAAAUGGAUUGUGAAAGUGGAGUGGUUACGGAAAAGAGCUUUUAUAAGGAAAUUGUUGGUGAAAUGUCCGCUGAUGGUAUAAACACAUUAGAAGAAGAAAUUUAUGAUAAAAAGAAAGUUGGAGAAACACAAAAUAUUGAAUUCGAAGACAAACAUGGUGAUAUGGAUAGUAUAAAGGAAGUUUGCGACUUUAAUAAACUAUACGAAGAUAUAAUUGGUAGAAUACAAGGAUUUACAGAUGAUAUUGAUGUUAAAGAGGUUGAUAGCAAGAUCGUAAAUAUAAAAGAAGGCGAAGAGGUCAAAGGUGAAAAUGUAGGCGAAAAUGCAGCUUCCAAUUGUAAACAAGCAGUUGCUAAAAUCCUUGAAACAAAUGCUGAUACUUAUGAUAAAAAGGUUAUGGAAGGUAUUAGUAACAAGAAAGAUUGCAUCGUUUUUCAAAAAGCAAUGAAUGAGAUUAGAGCAGCCAAUGAUAAAAACGAAAAGGGAUCAAAUCAAUAUGACAACGACAAGGAGGACGUUUUUUCCAAAGACAAAAAGAUAAAAGGUAUAAAAGAGAUGACGCUAAAAAGUACGAUUUGUUUAAAGGGUAAGCUUUGA